Molecule: messenger RNA, 628 nt
Organism: Geodia barretti
Lineage: Eukaryota; Metazoa; Porifera; Demospongiae; Tetractinellida; Geodiidae
Source: the annotation of a GenBank genome assembly
ACGUAAAGAUGGAGAGAAACAGAGGGUCAGUGGGAAGGAGAAGGUCGAAGGAGGAGCUCUUUGCUCCGUACGACCUGGACGGGAUCGUCCUGCCCUCGGAUCUGGACCACAUGCUGCACAUGAACAACUCCAAGUACCUGCGAGAGAUGGACUUCGGCCGGGUGGGAAUGUUCUUUGAGCGAGGCGUGUACGCAGCUGUGCUGAGAAACGGAGGUUCCUUUUCGCUGGCCGCGCACUGCCUCCGCUACAGACGCUCCCUCAUCGCUUUUCCAGAGGUUUGUGCUACGGACAAAGGUGCUGUGUUGGGACGAAGACGCCGUGUACGUGGAACAGCGGAUGGCGCGGAAAAGCGACGGGUUUGUGUGCGCCAUAAACCUGGCGAAGUUGGCAGUCCGAGGUACGACUGUGUCUUCGGUCAUGGAGACGUGGCUGGGAGGAGAGAUGAAGACGGAGAGUCCGCCAUUUCCUCCCGACGUGGAGAGCUGGAGAGACAGCAUCGCCGCUUCCAGUAGAAACUGCAGGAGGAACGGAAGAGAACCAACAGCUGUGGAUAAUGCCCCCUUCUAAAAAGAAAAGAUUUUAUAAUUAUAAUAAUCAUACAUGAUUACAAAAACAUCACUCUCAACAA